Messenger RNA from Bufo bufo (common toad), 696 nucleotides. RefSeq names its product oligodendrocyte transcription factor 1 (gene OLIG1). The coding region runs from base 1 to 696 and encodes 231 amino acids. The record is from RefSeq and is a predicted model, not a curated record. Lineage: Eukaryota; Metazoa; Chordata; Amphibia; Anura; Bufonidae. The transcript has a single exon. Gene Ontology annotation, molecular function: protein dimerization activity.
AUGCAGAUCUGCAGGUUCAUAGAAAACAGAGAGAAGAUGUUGAGACAUUGUCCAGGUGACAUGCCAGGUGGCAAAGUUACCCAAGAACAUUCUUCUGUUUGCAGGCACUCUCCUUCUCUUUUAACCAUGAAUGAGGGCAAAGACAAGAUGCUGUCCACUGUUAACAUGCACAGAUGUGGAAGACCAAACAGGGACAUGAAAGAAGAGCAGCAGCAGCUGAGGAAGAAGAUAAACAGCAGGGAAAGGAAGAGAAUGCAAGACCUCAACCUUGCCAUGGACGCUUUACGAGAAGUCAUCAUGCCCUACUCUGCAACUCAUUGCCAGAGCUCACCAGGGCGAAAACUGUCUAAGAUUGCCACCCUACUGCUAGCCAGGAACUACAUACUGUUACUGGGGAGUUCUCUACAAGAACUGCGGAGGAUCCUUGGGGACAUAAGUGGCCCUGGACCCAGGCUGCUGCUGGCAGGCUUGCCUUUAUUUGCUGCCCCAGGAUCCGUAUUCUUCUCACCAAGCUCCAGUGGGAACGGUGGAGACCCUCAACGGUCUAGCAAGUUACACUCACUCUCACUGGAGGAACAGCAAUGCUCAGCAUUCAGUGUGCCAGGGGGGAGUAGUCUUUGUACCUGCACCGUCUGCAGAUUUUCUCACUUUAUUCCAACCAGCCUCAACAUAAAAACCAUACAGUUAUCCAAAUGA